Messenger RNA from Miscanthus lutarioriparius, 609 nucleotides. The record is from the annotation of a GenBank genome assembly. NCBI's taxonomy places the organism in Eukaryota, Viridiplantae, Streptophyta, Magnoliopsida, Poales, Poaceae.
AUGAACCCUUCACGCCCCGGCGGCGGGCUGAGGAAAUGGUCCACCGGCCUUUUCCACUGCAUGGACGACCCGGGGAACUGUCUCAUCACAUGCCUGUGCCCCUGCAUCACGUUCGGGCAGAUCGCUGAUAUCGUGGACAAAGGCACCUGCCCAUGUCUCGCGAGUGGACUGAUCUAUGGGCUCAUCUGCGCCUCGACGGGGAUGGGGUGCCUCUACUCGUGCCUCUACCGGUCCAAGCUGAGGGCCGAGUACGACGUGGACGAAGGGGAGUGCCCGGACUUCCUGGUACACUGCUGCUGCGAGCACCUGGCGCUGUGCCAAGAGUACCGCGAGCUCAAGAACCGCGGCUUCGACCUGGGGAUCGGUAAGUGUGCAGCACUUGCUUUGCUUCAGUUCGAGUUCUCAGUGCUGCUGGCCAGUUUGCUUGGACGCAAGCAGCUUUUUGUUGUUCGUGCUCAUAGCCAUACCUACCGCUACCGAACACUGAUGUGUCGUACUCGUAUCUGUACGUGCGAAGGUUGGGAGGCCAACAUGGACCGGCAGAGGCGCGGAGUUGCCGGCGGCACGGUGAUGGGGGCGCCGGCCAUACCGCUCGGCAUGAUUAGGUAG